GCGGGCAAGAUGGCGGCGCCCAGGCGGUGAGGGGACAGGGCGGCGGGAGCGGCGCCAUGAGCGCGGCCCGGGGCUGCGGGCCGGCCCGGGGCCUGGCAGGAUUGUUUCUCUGGCACCUGAGGAGCCCUGGCACACGGCAGAUCCCGUGCCCGUUUCUGCACCUGUGCCACGUGGCCAAUGACAGACUGUUUACAUUUCAGUACUUUAACUUUCUCAAACGAAUGUAUGUAACACAAUGCAACAAAGACCUCAGCCAGCGAGUCAAACCCAAGUCAGAUCCAGUUCCAUCUCCUUUUCGUGAGCUUCAGCAGUUAGAUCAAGAGAAAAAGGUUAUACACAAGAUCAGACCAAUUUCACCUGUUCCUCAGCCUCUGUCUGAGCCAUCAAGCAGAAAUGGGUUGAGAGAAGCGGAGUCAGCUGCAGAAACUGAAGAUUCAGCAGUAAGAGCAGAAGCCAAAGAGGACAGACAAUGGAAAGAAAUGAAGCUACAGCUGGAUGAUUUACCAGGAAUUUUGGCACGAUUGUCCAAAAUUAAGCUGACAGCUCUGGUGGUGAGCACUGCAUCUGCUGGCUUUGCUAUGGCCCCAGUCCCUUUUGACCUGACCUGUUUCCUGCUUGCCUCCCUUGGAACUGGACUGGCAUCCUGUGCUGCCAACUCCAUCAACCAGUUCUUUGAGGUUCCAUUCGACUCAAACAUGAACAGGACAAAAAACAGACCACUGGUUCGAGGACAGAUCAGCCCCCUGCUCGCCGUCUGCUUCGCUGCCUCCUGUGGAGUCCCAGGGAUUGCCCUGCUGACACUGGGAGUAAACCCCCUCACCGGGGCCCUGGGAGCCUUCAACAUUUUCUUGUACACGUGUUGUUACACCCCCAUGAAGAGAAUGAGCAUUGCCAACACGUGGGUGGGAGCUGUGGUCGGUGCCAUUCCCCCCGUCAUGGGCUGGACGGCGGCUACUGGGAGUCUGGAUGCUGGUGCGUUGCUGUUGGGAGGAAUCCUCUACUCCUGGCAGUUCCCUCACUUCAACGCCCUGAGCUGGGCUCUGCGGGAAGAUUACUCCCGAGGAGGGUACUGCAUGAUGUCUGUCACCCACCCGGGGCUGUGCCGGCGGGUGGCCCUGCGCCACUGCCUGGCCCUGCUGGGGCUCUGCACGCUGGCUCCUCUUCUUGACGUCACCACCUGGACUUUCCCCGUCGUUUCUCUCCCCAUUAACCUCUACAUCUCCUACCUCGCCUUCCGCUUCUACAGGGACGCAGACCGUGGCAGCUCCAGGAAGCUCUUCUUCUGCAGCCUGUGGCACCUGCCCCUGCUGCUGCUCGUCAUGUUCACCUGCAAGAAGUCGUUCCUGGAGAAGGACGAGAAGGGCGAUCUGCUCGGGGGAGGUCAUGGGAGGGCUGUGGAGAUGAGAUUGCCUUAAAUGUCAGUUACUUGUUGGCCUUGUGACACGCCAGGUAGUGUAUUUUAGUUAUUGCAAGGGGGAAGCCUGUGGGGAUCUGUUGGGAAGAAUCAUUUGUGCCUACGACCACUUCAUGGAUAAUUUUCUCUUUCCUUCUGGAAGGGAAUAGUUGUCAGAGCUUCAAACCCUCACGGGCCUCAGGCCUGUUCACUCGGCACGGAUUGUAACGUUGACUCAGCACGGAUUAUAAUUUAGCCCGUGUCAGAAGCACACCACUUUGGGAUGGCCUUCCAGAGCCCCCCUGAGCUCUGGUCUCGCCUGGUGGGAAGGCUGGAGUCAGCAAGUCACUCACGCACACUCCCUGAGCUGAGCCCUGCAGCCUGGGCCAAGCGUCAGGAAGCGACCGAUGAAUGAUCAGUCACCCCUGCUCCCCAGGCAUCCCCUCCCAGGUGAGGCACAUGGUGGGCUGGGUGAACUCACCUUGACCCUUGUCCCCACUCUGACUCUACACAGAAGCCUCCAGUUUCUGAGGCUUCUCCUCAGUCAGUCACUUUUCCCAAGGUUCCCAUUCACCCCAGUAGAUGUUUAGCUCUCACACAGCUGGCACAGGGCAAAAGCAGGGAAGCAAACUGCCUUCCAGCACACUGCACAUCAGCAUUUCAACACCAAACACCCUUCAGAUGAACAGCUCUUCUGCAGCAAAUGCCUUGGACACACUGAGCCACCCUGCUCUGCAUCCACACGGGGAAUUGCUGACUCCCCUGUGCUUUGCCAUCAUGAGGGUUUGAGCCCCUGUGACAGGUCUUCAGCUGGUAAAAACUGCCACUGCUUUUUGUGUCAGUGAAGCUUUGAAAAGGUGUAGGAGGGAAGAAGCAGAUCUCAGAGCUGGUAGUGUUAAGGCUUUCUAUGCUCACGUGUGGUGUGCCAGCCCAUCCAGGCUCAGUGUCCUCAGGCAAGCUCUGGGUUUGCAUCAGGAGUUUGAACUGCAUUUAAUAUCACACCGUGGUGGCCAGGAGAGAAGGCCUCGGUUUUGGGCUAUGGAUGCAAUGAGGAAAUGCAUUUUACAGGAAAUAAAGUUGGAGAUCUUUAUCUCACAUUGUAAUGUUCAAAUUGCUGAUGCAGCCAGUGUCUCUCAAAAAGCAAAUAUUGUGGAUUGUCUCACUAGGAAAAUGCAUUAUCUUUGUUAACUGAUACACUGAAGAACAUUUCUAGCCACAGCCAAGUGUGUUGUGAUCCCACCACGGGGCUGUGGCCAACCCUUAGCCUGCCUGGGGCUGCAUCCCACUGGGAUGCUUCCAAACACAGGGUAGACAAAGACUCUGUUCCAGUUUCCUGUGGUAGGUAGUGCCUGGUAUGACUGGAUGCAUUUUCACACCAGGAUUUCUUUCCCAUGUGGAGAGGGACUGGGCAGCACAGUUGGGCAUCCAUCCAAAGACACAGUAACACCUGGGAUGGGAGAUACUCUCUCUGGUCUGAUCCUGAAUAAAACCCUUCAGGAAAUGUCACAAACCUGCCACCAGGUGUGUAUCACCCUGACACCAAAUCUUCACUGGCUGCUUUCACUGUACAAGCCCAACUUCUGGACUCAAGUUGCACUGGUGUAAAUCAGGAGUGACACGGUUACCCCCUGUUCUGCAGGCAGAGGUGCUUGCAGCAGCAAAACCUGUUUUACACAGCUCUUAAAUAACCAGUUGCAAGAUUUUCUGACUCUCAAGCAAUGACAGGAUUGAGUUCCCUCUCACUGUUGGGCUGAUCGACUCCUUUGUGCUGUGGGCAACUUCAUAGAAGUGUCUGGAAACUGCAACUCUGGAUUUGUUUUAAAAAUGCAUCCAGUCUUCUCUGCAAUAAAGUACAAAACAAGACAUGAAUGCUCAAAA
This is a messenger RNA of Apus apus (common swift), 3271 nucleotides long. RefSeq names its product protoheme IX farnesyltransferase, mitochondrial. Gene Ontology annotation, cellular component: mitochondrion; mitochondrial membrane. The record is from RefSeq and is a predicted model, not a curated record. Gene Ontology annotation, molecular function: protoheme IX farnesyltransferase activity. Bases 57 to 1415 code for a protein of 452 amino acids. Lineage: Eukaryota; Metazoa; Chordata; Aves; Apodiformes; Apodidae. The transcript has 7 exons. Gene Ontology annotation, biological process: heme biosynthetic process.